CUAUUGGCAAUGACUUAGGAUGAUAUGUAUGUCAUGGAAUAAAUUUUAAUUAUUUUCAAUAUUUGAUGUCAUAAAAUGUACUGUGGAUUUUAAUGUUCCAAAUUUUUUACGUUAUCUAUUUUGGAUUUUUGUUAAUAUGAAAAGGUCAUUGACCUUAACGUUUUUUUGAGAGAUUGUCGUAAAAGUGGUCAAAUAUAUCUUUCUCGAACUCAAAUUUAUUCAUGUGAGAGAAUAAAUUAUCUACCUAUGGUCGUAUAGUGGAGUUGAACAUUUAAAGUAUGAUUUGCAGUCAGUGCAGGAGGAUUCUGAGGAGUGGUGAGGGUAUCAGGUGUUCGGAAUGCGACUCCAAGUACCACGUGGCGUGCGUGAGCGAGACACAGGAAGUAUUGGAGAGCGGCGACCUCGGCUACCACUGGACGUGCGCGCUGUGCCAGCACCCCGCCGGCAAGUCGGAGGACAGGUUGCGCAGCUCCUCGGGACACGUCCUCAUGGCGAUGAACACCAUCUCGGAGAAGUUCGAAAUGGUAAACAAGAUCCAGCUGCCGAGGCUCAGCCACGACAUCUUGUACAUCAUGAAUAUUGCAGAUCGGAUCGCGAGACAGAACGAGAGUAUACUCCGUACUCUGGAGGAGUUGAAGAACAGGCGAGAGGUGAAGGCGACCCACGAGCAGCUAACGUACCGGCGGCGGCACCUCAGCCUGAUGCCGCGGACGAAGCACUCGGAUCAGCCCGCCGCCUCCGCGCUGCCCGGCGCCGACAAGUUGGCGAGGUAUAGGACCAGAAGGAGGCCUAACACCUUGCAAGAAAUGUUCUUUCUCCUUAAUAAAAAGUUGCGGUAAAUCCGAACGGAAGACUAUUAAAUUUAUUUUCCAUCAAAACCUAUUUAUUAUACUGAAAACUUUUUAUAAAAACUUUGCAUGGUUGUAGACCUGCAUUAAAUAGGUUUCGUAUAUUUACAUUUGAUUGAGAUAUCAGACAGAAUGUAGUUUUAUAUAAUGAUUUUAUCCCUUAAAGUGUGAGAGCUUUUGCUAGGAGUGAUUAUAGUUUGUGAUUAUAAAAGAUAACAAUGUGAACUCAACAUGAGAAUGCUUUGUUAAUUAUGAGAGUGUGCUAAAUAAAGCAACGAAAUGGUAUGUGUCAGAAAAAUUAAUAUCGACCGAUCAAAUAAUAUUAUGUAGAGAUA
This is a messenger RNA of Papilio xuthus (Asian swallowtail), 1183 nucleotides long. RefSeq lists its product as uncharacterized. The transcript is spliced from 2 exons. The record is from RefSeq and is a predicted model, not a curated record. Bases 279 to 839 code for a protein of 186 amino acids. Lineage: Eukaryota; Metazoa; Arthropoda; Insecta; Lepidoptera; Papilionidae.